UUUCCACCCAACGCGGUUCAUGGUCCCAUGCGAAGCAAAUACUAAUAGCCGAGGAAAGGCCUACAGUGUUGAUAUCAGGAUUACUGUUACUUGAGCAUCUGUCUUGCGUAACUGGAGGUUGGGCUAACGAUGAGUCCCGGAAAACCUACAGAUACACAUAACUCAUAUUAGUUAAGGCAGGAAGCUUAGGACCUAACGUUCAGUGUGCACCGGACUUAAGGAGAGCUGUGGUUUCAAAUGGUUGGGUGACGCGUUAUUCAGCAGGCGGGGGAGUAGGCAGGAUUCCCAAGGCUCGGAAAAGUCUUUAGAUGUAUAGAAAGACCCUGGUUGGACAGACCGCAUGACAAGCAAAAUGGCGUGUACGGGUCACUAACACUAACAUAUUUCGAUCAAUUGAUAAAAAAGUGGACCAUAUUCUUAUUUAUAAAGAACUUAAGACUAUACAGCAAUCAAGAAUUAGUCAACGAGGAUAACAGAAAUGUUUGCUUAUACAGUACGAAGACAUGUGACGAUUUCACGCUUUUUCAAUGCUGUGCGCAAUGAACGUCUUCCUUCGGUCUUAGUUGGAGAUCCAUUUCGCAGACACCGGACACAGAGACCUGUGUUUCAGCGUUCUUUUACUUCGACCUCGGAGGGCAGCCAAGGGGUUACUAUACGCCGUGGAAGAAUGGAAGACGUCCCGGGAGUCUGGAAACUGACAGAGGAAUUCAAGUGGAAUAAACAUCAAGACAUGAUUGAAACACUCUUCAAAAUAUGUGAAAAUGGCUGGACUAUCGCGGAAAAGGACGGAAGUGUUGUGGGUUGUUGUUUGACACACGACUUUAAUGAUGAUCUGACUACAGUGGGGCACUUUCUAGUGUCGUCAAAGAUGCGCGGUUAUGGUGUAGGGGGACAAAUACUGAGAAACAUUGUAGAGGAAUAUGGCGAAAGAAAUAUUCAUUUUAGUUCCAUUUCGUAUAUGAUAGAUACAUAUGAAAGAUACAACGGUGCUCCGCUCUCUCGGGGAGACACGGGAGGAAAAUAUUUCGGCGUCUUCAAGGACAUCCCUCUUCCACCGGAUGCCUUACGCAAAUACCAUCUAUCUGACCUGCGCCAAGUUGAACUGUCGGACCUCAUUGAAUAUGAUACGUCAUUCCACGUGGUACCAAGACCGGAAAUGCUGAAGAUUUGGCUUGGCCAAACAACGGCAGAAACGCUCGUCUUGUUGGAGAAGGGAAAGAUAGCCGGUUACGGAUCAAUCAGGCCUGCUAUGAACGGUUUCUACCUUGGACCCCUCUAUGCAGAAAAUACGAUCGGAACCCUGGUUCUCUUCAAGGCUUUGGUGGACCUCAUUCCACGAGAUUCCAACGUCGAUUUUUUUCUGCCACAUGCGAACGAAGCGGGUCAACUGAUUCUGAAGGCCAACGAAAACACCGUAGGUUUGUACGACACUUUUCACAAAUGUGCUAGGAAAAGUUAUAUUCCAGUACUAAAAUGGAAUAAUGUAUUUGCAUUACUCUUUAACGAGUGCGGACUGUGCUAA
Lingula anatina is the source of this 1522-nucleotide messenger RNA. RefSeq lists its product as uncharacterized. Lineage: Eukaryota; Metazoa; Brachiopoda; Lingulata; Lingulida; Lingulidae. Gene Ontology annotation, molecular function: acyltransferase activity, transferring groups other than amino-acyl groups. The record is from RefSeq and is a predicted model, not a curated record.